AUGUCUUACCAAUAUCCUGCGCAUUUCCUUCCCCUCAGUUCCGACAUGGAGGUUCCCAAUUCUGGCUUCGCGCCCAACUACGGCGCAUCAAGCUCAGGCCAAGCAUCCAUGCACCAGGAAAACCACGAUCCGACAGAUCAGGAGCGUAGAGAUUCCAUCUUACAGGCGAGUCGUCGAAAAGCAAAACGCUCCUUGAACAAGCCUAAUGUCAGACUGCGGCAGGCCAACAUCUCUGAUUCAAGUCAGUCUGGCCAAGCUGGGGACAAGAAGAGGAACAAGCUGGGCUAUCACCGGACCUCGGUAGCUUGUGGACAUUGCCGCAGGCGGAAAAUUCGAUGCAUAAUGUCAGAGGUACAAGGUGAUGGUCGAUGUAGAAAUUGCAUCAGGUUGAAGAAAGACUGCAGCUUCUUCCCUGUAGACCAGGCGCCGUCUCAAACGGCUGAAGCAAGACCCAAACCGCAACCAAUACCUGCCGGAGGAUCCAACACCGCUUCCGCAUCGUCUUCUCCCGUUGUACUUCCCGGAAAAGCCCUAGAUGGAUCCCAACAUUAUCAGCACCAUCAAGGAGGAGUUCUGCCCUCGUCACAAAACAUACUACCGACAAUUAUCCAGACUUCUGCAGCCGAAAAUCUUGGUCAGGACCCAACAGGCCAUUUUCCACACAGCUCGGGGACAUGUCAAAUAGCUAACAAGCGAACAGUGUCUGCUUCGAGCACUGCAACGUCUUCCCAGCCCUACGAUUUUGCGAACCCCCAAAUCACGAACUGGGCAUCGCCAGACGUUAGUUCCAACUAUGCAACAAAGUCAGGAGACUUGAAGGAAACGAAGAAGUCUUACGCUGAACAGUCCCCGAUUACUCCGUCUCCGUCGUUCUCGCCGUAUACAUCUCAAGCCCCACCGUCAGCCAACUGGAGCAACGCAGAUAUCAAUGCUCAAAACAACAUGGGAUAUGCUUCCUUCGCAAUAGGGAACCCUAUGGCAUACCCAAGAGGCACACAGAUACCUACACAAUACCCCACGAUGUCACAGCAGGGCCGACAGUACCCCAGAAGGUCUUCGACCGUCAUGACGACUGACAUGUACACGAACCCGAUUGCGACAAGUUUCCCAACUAUGGACCCGCACACUGUUUCCAUGUCUGCAGGCGCCAAUCCGCCUUCAGGCUACGGUACUUGGCCACAGCAACAGCAGCAGCAGCAGCAGCAGCAGCCCUACGGCUAUUCUAGGCCAUCCGAGGGAUACGAUACUUGGACGGCUUACGACAACAGUAGCGGAAGCUAG
Molecule: messenger RNA, 1281 nt
Organism: Colletotrichum acutatum
Lineage: Eukaryota; Fungi; Ascomycota; Sordariomycetes; Glomerellales; Glomerellaceae
Exons: 2
Coding region: 1-1281 (426 amino acids)
Biological process (GO): regulation of DNA-templated transcription
Molecular function (GO): zinc ion binding; DNA-binding transcription factor activity, RNA polymerase II-specific
Source: RefSeq, a predicted model, not a curated record